Funneliformis mosseae is the source of this 513-nucleotide messenger RNA. NCBI's taxonomy places the organism in Eukaryota, Fungi, Glomeromycota, Glomeromycetes, Glomerales, Glomeraceae. The record is from the annotation of a GenBank genome assembly.
AUGACUCACAAUAAUGAUACAACCUCCACUACACAAGUAACUCCUAUUCCAAAUUCUCACAAUUUAAUAUUAUCCUUGUCGGCUCUUUCAUUUUUUACAGGUAUAACCAGUUCAGCUUGGUAUACUCAUCGUAAAGCAUCCGAAUAUUUAAGAGAAACAGCGACAACAACAACAUCAUCAUCAUCUCGAUUUAGGCCAUAUCUCUUUUCUUUGAAGGCUUUAGCUGUUGGAUCAAUUCUUUGUUUGUCCACCGGUGGAUUAAUUGCUGUUGGCGUUGGCACAUUGCUCGGAGUUCACAACAUAUAUGAGUUUCAUAAAAAAAUGGAAGAGCUCAUUCAUCCAUAUACACCUCGAUUACGUAAUGCCGUGAGAUAUCCACAGGAAAUGGAACAAAAAGAAAUCGACGAUUGGAAAACUUUAGAACGAGAGUACAAAAUAGAAAAAAAUAAAUAUCAUGCGGAUAGAGAGGAAAAAAUGAGGAAAUGGAAGAAUAAAAAAUGGUGGUGGAAUUAA